Molecule: messenger RNA, 1428 nt
Organism: Aspergillus pseudonomiae
Lineage: Eukaryota; Fungi; Ascomycota; Eurotiomycetes; Eurotiales; Aspergillaceae
Exons: 5
Coding region: 1-1428 (475 amino acids)
Molecular function (GO): flavin adenine dinucleotide binding; NADP binding; N,N-dimethylaniline monooxygenase activity
Source: RefSeq, a predicted model, not a curated record
AUGGCCAAUCCUCAAACCACCCGUGUAGCCGUGGUUGGUGCUGGGAUUAGCGGUGUUCUGGCCGCUGGGCAUCUCCUUGCGACAGGUCUUGAAGUGACUGUUUUCGAACGCAAUGCGGCUCCCGGCGGAGUCUGGUUAUACGAUGAACAAACACCGAUCGAGCCAUCGUAUCCGGCCAUGAAGCCGUCAAAAGCCGACCCGUCAGCGACAAAUGGACAGGAAACAAGCAAAUUUAUGCUAGAACAUGCCCCGCCUGGGCCGUGCUAUUAUAACCUCCAGAACAAUGUCCCAACGCCACUACUGGAGGUGUCGCUUAAGCCAUGGCCAGACGGAACGCCAGAUACUGUGAGACAUGAUGUAAUCCAACGGUUUAUUCAGGAUAUGUCGAUUGAGGCCAAGGUACAUGAUGUUACGCGAUAUGGAGCGCGAGUAAAAAAGGUUGUGAAGGAUGGUGCAGAAUGGAAGAUUACCUGGUCUACUCCGCAGGUGGGCAUGCAAUCUGAGACCUCAGAGUUCGAGCAAGUAUCUCGCUUUGAUGUGGUGGUAGUGGCGUCUGGGCACUACCAUGCGCCCCGUGUUCCAGAUAUUCCGGGUUUAUCAGACACGAAGAGAAAGUAUGGGUCUCGAAUCCUGCAUUCCAAGGAGUAUCGACGGCCGGAAAGCUUCAGGAACAAGAACAUUCUUAUGAUCGGUGGAGGAGUCUCGUCGAUCGACAUCGCCAACGAUAUCAGUCCAUUCGCCAACACCAUUUACCAGAGCACGAGGAACAGUAAAUUCGAUCUCGUGGAGAGUAUGCUCCCCAAGAACGGGGUCCGAGUCCACGAAAUAUCUCAUUUCGAAAUCCAGAACCACAGCGACGACGCAUUAUCAGAACACGAGCCACUACCGUUGACAAUCCAUUUCGAGUCUGGCGAGUGUCUCCACGGGAUUCAUUUAAUCAUGCUCUGUACGGGCUAUCAUAUCACAUUUCCCUAUCUAGAGGAUUACCACAGUGAUGAGACAACACUGCAAGACGCGGACGAAAACAUUCUCAUAACGGACGGCACGCAGGUGCAUAACCUAUACCAGGAUAUAUUCUACAUUCCCGACCCCACGCUUGUCUUCGUAGGACUGCCUUACUACACCUUCACAUUUUCAAUCUUCGACUUCCAGGCCAUUGUUGUUGCCCAGGUACUCUCCGGUACCGUCCAGCUACCAACUAAGACUGAAAUGAGAUCGGAAUACAACGCCAAGGUGGAACGAGUCGGUCUAGGAAAGGUGUUUCAUUCGAUUCUGGGGACGGAGGAAAACUACGUGCAUGAUUUGUUGACGUGGGUGAAUACUAGUAGGGCCGCGCAGGAGCUUGUCGCGAUUAAAGGGUUUAGCUCGAGCUGGUACGAGGCAAAGGAGGCACUGAGACAGAAAUACAGAGCCCAGGUUAACAAGUAG